AUGUCGAACAAGACUUACACCUCACAAGAAUUGGGUAUCCACGGGACGCCGUCUCAAACUUCAUUGGAUAAUCCGGGAAAACCAGAUAUCGCAAAUGGAGAGGUAGUUCAUUCGGCUUCAGGUCAUCUGGAUGCCGUUUAUGGUGUCGGUGGUGUGGGACACACACAGAGAAGAUUGAAGGCUAGACAUGUUACCUUUAUUGGUUUUGGUGGUGGUAUUGGUACGGGUCUUUUCAUCGGUACUGGUGCAGCUUUAGCAAAUGCUGGUCCUUUGGGUUUACUCUUGGCUUACAGUGUUGUCGGUCUUCUUCUUUGGUGUGUAAUGGAGUCAAUUGGUGAACUGGCCACUCUGUUCCCAACUGCUGGAUCAUUCCCCCAUUUUGCAACUCGAUUCGUCGAUCCCGCUCUCGGAUUUACUCUCGCCAUUUCUUACGGUUAUUGUUACACCAUUGCUAUUGCUUCGGAAGUUUCAGCAGCCGCCAUCGUAGUAUCUUACUGGACAGACAUCACACCCGCUCUCGUGAUUUCUAUAGGACUCGUCGCGAUUUUCCUCAUCAAUAUCGCCAACGUCAAGUUCUACGGUGAAGCAGAGGUCGUCACUGCUUCCAUCAAAAUUCUUUGUUUCUUAGGAUUGAUUAUCGUCUCUAUCGUCAUCACAGCCGGAGGCGCACCCAAUCACGAGUCCGUCGGGUUUAGAUAUUGGAAAGAUCCAGGUCCAUUCGUUCCCUACGAUGGAAUCACCGGGAACAAAGGUAACUUCCUCGCAUUCUUCAGUGCAUUCAUCAACGCCAGUUUCUCCUACAUCGGUGUUGAAACCGUCGUUGUCGCCGCUGCGGAAACCGAAAAUCCACAUAAAUCGAUCCCCAAGGCCGUUAAGCGUGUUACCUAUCGAAUCCUGUUUUUCUACGUCCUCGGUACGCUUCUCAUCGGAAUGAUCAUCCCCUCCAAUGAUCCAGCUCUCGUAAGUGGUACCGGUAACGCCAAUUCCUCACCUUUCGUCAUCGCGAUCAAGAACGCCGGCAUCUCCGUCCUCCCAUCUAUUGUCAACGCAUGUAUCCUUACCUCCGCCUGGUCCGCUGGAAACAGUUACUGUUACAUUGGUGCGCGAAUGAUUGUCGCCAUGGCAGUCGAUCGUCAAGCGCCCCAAUGUUUCGCUAAGGUCAACAGAUGGGGUGUACCAUACUGGGCUGUCAUCGUAUCCUUCGCAUUCGGUCCGCUAGCAUACCUAAGUCUCGGUUCGGGAGGCGCAGCACAGGCAUUCACUUGGCUUCUUAACCUUAGUACGGUUGCGGGUCUUCUUGCCUGGAUGACUCUCUGUAUUUGUUAUAUUCGUUACCAUCACGCUUGCGUCGCUCAAGGCGUUGAUCGUAACAACCUUCCUUUCAAAGGACGCUGCCAACCACUCGCCGCAUAUGUCGGUGCUAUUGGGUCCGGAAUCAUUGUUAUCUUCUCUGGAUUCGGUGUCUUCAUCAAGGGCAAUUGGAGCACGGCGGAUUUCAUUGCUAGUUAUAUCGGUAUCGUCAUCUACAUCGCACCAUACGUUUUCUGGAAAAUAUUCAAGAGCACUAAAAUAUCGAGAUCGAAGGACGUGGACUUGUUCUCCGGCAGAUUCGAUGCUAGUUCUGCGCCGGUGGAACCGAUACCUACGACUGCAUGGGGCAAGUUCCUGGAUUGGUUAUUGUAA
Botrytis fragariae is the source of this 1683-nucleotide messenger RNA. RefSeq names its product putative amino acid protein. Gene Ontology annotation, biological process: amino acid transmembrane transport. The record is from RefSeq and is a predicted model, not a curated record. The coding region runs from base 1 to 1683 and encodes 560 amino acids. Lineage: Eukaryota; Fungi; Ascomycota; Leotiomycetes; Helotiales; Sclerotiniaceae. Gene Ontology annotation, cellular component: membrane. Gene Ontology annotation, molecular function: amino acid transmembrane transporter activity. The transcript has 3 exons.